UCGUCUGUGGAGCUGUUAGCUUUUCAAAAUUAUCAUUUCAACCUGUGACUUUGUCAGACACAAAGUGUGUCUUUUGUUUCUUAUAUUUUAGUUUUCUUUUUUUUCGAAUCAAGUUCAACUAAAAAAUCUUAUUGAAUUUAAAUCAAAAUGGGCAACGUUCAAAUACCGAUUGAAGUUUCGAGUCAUCAGAGGAUACCAUCUUUAGAAAGUUCGGAAUCAUUUUUCGGAAAAAAUUUUACAGUUCAACAUAUUCCGGCGCUAAUUAACCAUUUGAAAAAUGAAACUUCAGUCAACUAUAACAUGCUUAAUUCUUUUUUGAGUAGAAAUUUUUUAAGACUCAUUAAUGGUGAGUAUUUUUUGGAAUUCCCGUUGGAAGCUGUCAAAUACAUUCUGUCGUUGGAUUUAUGUGUUGAAACUGAAUACAGCAUUUUUCAAGCCAUCUUAAAUUGGAUUCAGCAUGAUCAAUGUCGUAUCGUUCAUCUUCAGGAGCUCCUGAAAUGUAUACGUUGGUGCUAUACAUUCAAAACCUGUUAUUUGCAUAUAAAAGAAAAUGAAUUUAUGAUUAAAAAUCUUCCAGAUGAACUUGAUGCAUUAUCAUGUGAACCAAAUGAAUGCCGCAAUUCAUGUUUUAAUAGCCGAAUCAAAGAGAAACAUUUAAUUUCUCUUUAUUUUUUGGCCGAGAACAAAAUUGGUAUGAGUUUAUACACUGGUGACAAUUUUUGGUCAUAUUGUGCUUCAUUCGACGAAGAUGAUCAAAUUCCUAUUGGAGUCAUAAGCGAAGAACAUGUUGUCGACGUUAUCUUUGAUUCUGGCCGAACUGGGGUUAGAUUUGAUCUUGUUCAAAAAAAAUAUCGGUUUUUAGAUAUGUCUGGAUCUCCAAGCGCUUAUUAUAAUCAACUUCAUGAUUGUUUUAAGCCAAAAUUUGAUAGAGAAAGUUCUUACAGAGCCUACAUUCAGGAUGGCGUCAAGAAAAUUGAAGAUUGGGUUGAUCUUCAAAAGAACACUCUAAUUGAAUACAAAGGAGAGAUGCAUAUCAUUUGCUACACUCAAAAGGAGCAAAAAUUAUAUGUCUUUUUACCUGUGGAACAUGUUCAUUGGUACAAUAGCCCAUUUGCCGAACAUCGAAUCCAUGCAUGCAUCGUAAACGAUGUAUGUUACAUCAUUACGAAGUCAUUGAGUUUUCGCGUCUUCGAUAUGUUAAAGAAAACUAUCGAGAAGUCUAAACCGUUCGCAGAUAUGCAUCUAUCUUUUGAUGACUUGCAGAUGGAUCAACAUAAGUCGAAUAUAAUACUCUUGAUAAAGUCACUAAAGAAAAUAAUGAUGUUCGAUACUCGCAAGAAGGUGUGGACAUUAAUGGGACAAAUUCAUUUUGAAAAUAAAAUGAUAGCAUUGACUUCAACUUAUAUGCCGGUUCAGUUUAUAAAAAAGAUGUAUGCAAAGAGUUAAGUAAGAUUUAAUUUUGUCAUUAUGUCAUUAUCAUUCUAAGGUAGUGGAAAUAAAAAUUUAGACAUAA
Messenger RNA from Tetranychus urticae (two-spotted spider mite), 1513 nucleotides. The record is from RefSeq and is a predicted model, not a curated record. Lineage: Eukaryota; Metazoa; Arthropoda; Arachnida; Trombidiformes; Tetranychidae.